Messenger RNA from Oryza brachyantha (malo sina), 831 nucleotides. RefSeq names its product cyclic nucleotide-gated ion channel 2-like. Bases 244 to 624 code for a protein of 126 amino acids. The record is from RefSeq and is a predicted model, not a curated record. Lineage: Eukaryota; Viridiplantae; Streptophyta; Magnoliopsida; Poales; Poaceae. The transcript is spliced from 2 exons.
GCCUUCGAAUGGCGAUUAGGCUGGUCCUAUCCUAGGGCAGCACAGGAUACUGCUGCCGCCGCCGUCGGGAGGCCAUCCCGCGCCGACGCCCGCAGCCGCAGCCGCCAUCGCAAGCCACUCCCCCAUCGACGCCAACGCCGACGCCGUGAGAUGGCGCUCCCGCGCCGCUGACUCUCGCCGAUCUGAUCGCCCGACGGCCGCCUGUCCGUACCGGCCAUCACAAGCCGCUCCGGCCAGCCAUGCAUGUACAUGGACGUCUGCCUCGCCGCCGCAGUCACGGCGCUCCGCACUUCGCACCUGCGCCAACCUAGCGCAUCUGGCGCACGUCCUGCUCCUGUUUCGCCUCGCCUACAUGGCUACAUCUGCCACGAGUCCCUCAUCGUCGGCUGCGGCAAGCUCGUCUGGGACCCCCGCGCCAUCGCCACACACACUACGCCCUCUCCCUCAAGGGUCUCUGGUUCCUUCAUCUUCCUGCCCAUCCCACAGGUUCCUAAGCUUAGAAAAGAUUACAUUGAUAAGGUUUCUGUCCAGCUGAAAAUGGUAUGUGAAUCUGAUACUGAUGACGUGCUUUUGGAAGAUUACAUUGAUGAGGUUUCUGCCUGUUCCAAUGAUUUAGGAGCUUAAGGAGACCGUACCUUGCAUUUAAUUUGUAAACAAAUUAGGUAAAGCAGCUGGUUGUAUUUGUUGGCUUGUGCACAUUUGGUUUCUGAAUUGUAUUUGUGUAACCAAUCCAUGUUGGUUGUAAUUACUUUGUGAUGUAUAUAUGAUGUCUGGCACACAAACCAGAUUGUGCUACUGCUGUAAAUUAUUUUUGCAGAUUUUGUGAUGAAA